Molecule: messenger RNA, 1559 nt
Organism: Phascolarctos cinereus (koala)
Lineage: Eukaryota; Metazoa; Chordata; Mammalia; Diprotodontia; Phascolarctidae
Product: myelin-oligodendrocyte glycoprotein-like
Biological process (GO): regulation of cytokine production; T cell receptor signaling pathway
Cellular component (GO): external side of plasma membrane
Molecular function (GO): signaling receptor binding
Source: RefSeq, a predicted model, not a curated record
CCAGAGGAGAACAGAAACCAUAACUGUGGCUGUAGAACCAACUUCUAGGCCCAGUGGUACCCCCAGAGACACCUUCUGCCACCAGUCCCAGGUUAGGAGUGGAUUUCCUGAAGUGUGAGGACGCAGUGCAUAGCUCUGCACAGGACAAGUUAUAAAGAUACGCAGUUACUCAGCACAGCUCAUUGGAACCUAUGAGGUAUGAUGGAGACUGCCAAUCUUUCAGACUCCUUUCUCUCCAGCUUGCUCAUCUUCCUCUUCCUUGAGACUUACACGUUGGCAUCAGAGCAGUUCUCAGUGAUUGGACCUAAAGAACCCAUCCAGGCCCAGGUAGGGGGAGAAGCAGCCCUACCAUGUCACCUUUCUCCCCAGGAGAGUGCUCAGCACAUGAAAGUAAUUUGGUCUCGAUCACUACAAAUUGUGCACCACUAUGAAGAUGGGGAGGAUAAGUUUAAAGAUCAAAGUCCUGAUUACCAAGGGAGGACAGAGCUGGUGAGAAAUGGCAUCACUAGUGGAAAUAUUACCCUGAGGAUAUGGAACAUUAGAGCCCCAGAUGAAGGAUGGUAUAAAUGUCAUUUUUACAAUGGUUCUCAUCGAGAAGAAGCUGAUGUGGAGUUAUGUGUCUCAGGUGAGGGAGCCGAGCAAGAGGUGAAACCUUGGUUGGCCAUCUUUGCUGAGAUCAUUAUUGCAGAGAGAGUUCUGUCAUUUGUCUUUUCUGUGGUUUUCAUCCUACGAGACAGAGAAAACAUUGUCCAAAUCCUUCCCUGGCCAUGGGAGGCAAAUGGGAUCCUGGCUGUGAGGUCAGCAUUUGAAAUUGGCCUCACUAUUUGUCAUCUGUGGAUGUUGCACACAUGUGGAGGACUUGUUUACAGAGAGAAGUUUGACUGGAUGGACCAGCUCCUUUGGAUAAUCUUCCUGGUCUAUGUUAAUCUCUCCGUCAUUAAACUUGGGAUUGGACUAUAUGUCAUCUGCCCUUUUCAGAAUGUAUGACCACUCCUUCCUGUUCCUGGGCCACUGAAAAGGUGGAUGAGGCAUAUGCUGCAGAAUCAUAAAUGUGCUGACUUUACCACUGAAGUGUGACUCUGAUGGGCACUCAAAGCACUUUUUCCUGAUUAGCCCUCUGCUUUGGGUCACAAGAGGAAUCCUUGAGUUACAGAAGAGAUUCUUUAUCAUCCUUACUCAUCUCCUGUGGAGAGUGAACCUGAGGAAGUUUGCCCUCCAGUGUGUGUCCAUGCCUCAAGUCUCUUCCCACUCAAAUCUGUCUUCAUGCAGCUUUGAAAAUGUUCUUCCUAAAAUUCAGUGGCCAAUGACAUUGGCCUUCUGGCUGUUUGUCACAAAAAAUACUCUCUCUCCCAACUCUCUUGGUCUCCCAUACCUGGAGUGAUCCACCUCCUCACCUCCAUGUCCCAGCUUCCCUGACUUUCUUCCAGCCACAGCCCAAAAUUCACUUUCUGUCAUUCCUGGUCCUUCCACCCAUCACCCAACUCCUAAUGUUUUCCCUCUGAGAUUACCCUGUACAUAUCUUGUAUGUUGUCUCCCCCAUUAAAAUGUGAGCUCCUUGA